Messenger RNA from Chrysemys picta bellii (western painted turtle), 3804 nucleotides. Its product is annotated as relaxin receptor 1-like. Gene Ontology annotation, molecular function: G protein-coupled peptide receptor activity; protein binding. Gene Ontology annotation, cellular component: plasma membrane. NCBI's taxonomy places the organism in Eukaryota, Metazoa, Chordata, Testudines, Emydidae. Gene Ontology annotation, biological process: activation of adenylate cyclase activity; hormone-mediated signaling pathway; adenylate cyclase-activating G protein-coupled receptor signaling pathway. The record is from RefSeq and is a predicted model, not a curated record.
CAUCCUGCAGGGAAGCCACUCAGAGACUCAGCUCCCUUCAGCUGCACAAUCAUCUGAAUCAGCAGACACAUAGCAAGGACUAAAGGGCUGUUUGCCUUUGGAAUCCUCCUCAGCAGAGACAAGUGAAACAAAGCAAUUGAGCCUUCUGCAUUUUAAACCAGAUUCUUUCAGGUUCAUGUGCCAUUUCCCUAGAGGUAGGUGAGCAAGGUGCAAGCGGGGGGAAAAAAGUCGACCACCUAACUCCGGUGGCAAAGGAAGAUUCCCCAUCCCCGCGAACUUAAAUGUGAGGGUGAGAGGAACUGCAAAUAUCUUCUGGUCCUGCGGCUGCGUGCCACUUUCACUAGUUUGGGGUGCAGGAAGAAACGUGGCUUGACGGAGGCCAACAGCACCUUGCAGAGAGAAGCCUGCAGCAUGUCAUGGGCUGGUGUGUGCAUUUCUAGGAGAGCAGAGCACACGUGUACAUGUUAGCAAACGAAGAGCCACAUCAUCUCCAGAAUUCCCUUCCCUCCUCCCCUUCCUCUUCUUGCUUUACAGUAACCCAGAAGACUUCUCAAUCUUUUCUAGUCUGGGAUUAUAGUCGCAAGAGCUGCCGGCAUGAAGCUUUUCCUGAUUAUUCUGCCUUCUCUUUUCCAAGCUGUUACAAAGUCUCUUCUGGUUCAUUCCAGGCUGGACAGCUAUGCCUGCCCUUUGGGACAGUUCCCCUGUGGCAACCUGUCUGUCUGUUUACCCCAGCUCCUGCACUGCAAUGGAGAGAAGGACUGCGACAACGGUGCCGACGAAGAGAACUGCGUGGAUAAUAGCGGGUGGCUGCAGAUCUUGGAUGACAUGCAGCAAACCAAGGGCAACAGAGCCACUAAGGAAGAGGAGACCCCAGUCUGUGUGCUUGACCGGUUCCCAGAGGAAUGCCAGUGCCAGGGAAGGACGAUAGAUUGCACCGGCCAGAACUUGCACACCGUCCCCUGGGUCUCCUCCAACGUGACGAAGCUGGUUCUGAAUAUUAAUAAAAUCCACUCACUGUGGGACAACCAGUUUAUCAUGUACGGAAGUCUGGAGAAGCUCCUCUUACAGCACAACGAAAUCCAGUCAAUACUGCCCCAUGCUUUUGCUGGACUUUCCAAGCUUAAAAUGCUGUUCCUGAGUCACAAUAACAUCACUGAGCUGAAGCCAAGAGUCUUCCAGGAUCUGCAUCAUCUUGAAUGGCUAAUGCUGGAUAACAACAGAAUUGCCAAGAUCCUCCCAGCGACUUUUGUGGGGUUGAAAUCUCUGUACUUUCUGUACAUGCUGAACAACUCCCUGAGUAGCAUGCCCAACACUUCCGUAUGUGCAGAGAUGCCGAAGCUCAGCUGGCUGGAGCUGGAAGGAAACCAGAUCCACGCUCUGAAGAGCUCAGUGUUCCAGGAAUGCAGCACCUUCACUGUGCUGAUUCUGCGCAGAAAUAAGAUCAAAUGGAUCCAGGAAGGGGCGUUUUCCAACCUGAGCAGACUGGUGGAGCUUGACCUGUCUUACAAUAAACUGGAGGAACUUCCACCAUCUUUAUUCAGUAACCUGCAUGACCUCCAGCAGCUGAAUAUUUCCUACAACCCCCUGAAGCAGAUCUUUGCCGACCAAUUUGACAGCCUGCCCCACCUGCGCUCUCUGAGUAUUGAAGGUCUGGAGAUCCCCAACAUCCAGACUCGCAUGUUCCAGAAACUCACCAAUCUGUCUCACAUCUACUUUAAGAAGUUCCAGUAUUGCAGCUACUCUCCGCACGUGCGCAGCUGCAAGCCCAACACCGACGGCAUCUCCUCCUUCGAGAACCUCCUGGCCAAUAUCAUCCUCAGGGUCUUUGUCUGGGUCAUCGCGUGCAUCACCUGCUUUGGGAACCUCUUUGUCAUCUGCAUGAGGUCCUUCAUCGUCACAGAGAACAGCCAGCACACCAUGGCCAUCAAAUCGCUCUGCUGUGCAGACUGUCUGAUGGGAAUCUAUCUCUUCUUCAUUGGAGCCUUUGAUCUCAAGUUCUCCGGCGAGUACAACAAGCACGCCCAGGUGUGGAUGGCGAGCAUCCAGUGCCAGCUGGUGGGCAGCCUGGCCAUGCUGUCCUCGGAGGUGUCCGUCCUGCUGCUGACGUACAUGACCCUGGAGAAGUACCUCUGCAUCGUCUUCCCAUUCAGCCAUUAUGGGGCGGGCAAGAAGCGGACCCUCUCCAUGCUGGUCGUCAUCUGGCUGUUGGGCUUUUCUCUCACCCUCGUCCCCUUCUGGUGCAAGGAGACCUUUGGGGACUACUAUGGGAGGAACGGGGUGUGUUUCCCACUCCAGUCUGACGAGACCGAGCGACCAGGAGCCAGGGGCUACUCCACUGGGAUAUUUCUGGGUCUGAACCUCAUUGCCUUCAUCACCAUCGUGUUCGCCUACACCAGCAUGUUCUACUCCAUCCACACCACGGCCACCAAGACGGCCGAGCGCAGCGUCUUCUCCAGGGAAGUGGCCAUCGCCAAGAGAUUCUUCUUCAUCGUCUUCACUGACGCCCUCUGCUGGAUCCCCAUCUUCCUCCUGAAGCUUCUCUCCCUGCUGCAGAUGGAAAUACCAGGCACCGUGACGUCAUGGGUGGUCAUUUUCAUCCUGCCCAUCAAUAGUGCCUUGAACCCCAUCCUGUACACCAUCACCACCACCCCCUUCCAGGAGAAGCUCAAGCUGUGUUUGCAGAAGAAGCAGCUGCAGCAGUCGUCACUUCAGGACCUAGAAGAGUCCAGAAAGAGCUUUUCCCUGCUAUCCACACACACCAGCAGCACCUGACAGUCCCCAGCGGCUUAGCCUUGGGAGUGGUGACAGGCCUCACUGCUUCAUGCAUGCAGCUAUGAAGGACCGUGUCUCUGUCCUCCCCAGGUGCCUCCCCUGGCUGGUUCAUUGCCCACCCCAAUGACAGCCAUCUUGGGGGCAGAUGAUGCCAAAGGGGAGCUGCCACCACUUGCCAAGUGCUAGUCAUUAUCUCAGCCAGCUCUCGACCAUGGAGGGAAUACCACUCCCAGCUGCAGCAACAGUGCCUAGUGUUGUAUAGGAGGCUACAGAAGAAAUGGUCACAGAUAGCCGAUGGGGCCUGAACUCUGCUUGUCUGCCCCAAGAUUGAAAGCACUGGAACGCUGCCUGCCCCAUGCAUUCUCAUUGCUGCGUGUCAGCGCUUUGGGUUUAGCUGAUGCUGGUUCAGCACAAGGAUUAACCAGCUGCUGUGGAAUGGAUGUUGUAUUUCAUCCUAACCCUCUGUCGCAUGGUCCCUGUAGCUCCCUGCCCCUUCGCCCUGGAGCCAAGCUGCAGGGGCAGCUGCUGCAGCAGCCUCUGGAACAGCUGCCCCCACUGCAGAGCCCCAGAGAGGUGUUUUCUGCAUUGCCGGAAGCAAGUCUGGGUCCAGAGGAAGGAAGGUGGGAGAAGUCUUCAGUGCUUUGAUUUAGGGCCAGAGGCAGCUAGAGCAGACGCCAGCGCGAUCCUGGCGAGAGUUGUGGGCCACUGGUUAUGCCAUGUGGAGUGAUGAACUAUUCAGGCUGCCCUCAGCCCUUGGGGAAGCCUUGGCUGUGGGACCCAGGCAGCCGCUGCUAGUGUGGGUGAAAUGCUGCAGAAGGAAAGGGAGGCGGUGCUGUCCCGACACUUUCUACACCACCCUGACUGCUGUGUUCAGAGCAGGUGUCCCCAUUCAGGGCCUGCUCCCCCAGCCACCACGUUCAGCAAGGACUCACAGCCGCGCCCUGUUCUCCAGCCGUACCUGGGCUCGUGCCUUUAGAAAAUGAAUCCUCGCAACUGAGGCACCAACUCCCCUGGGCUAAUGCAGCCUGUGCC